Bursaphelenchus okinawaensis is the source of this 3161-nucleotide messenger RNA. The record is from the annotation of a GenBank genome assembly. Lineage: Eukaryota; Metazoa; Nematoda; Chromadorea; Rhabditida; Aphelenchoididae.
AUGUCGGAGCCCCGUUCCGACCGGAACAAGAUGGGACUGCUUGGUGCAGUCAGUUUCGUCUGUGGUAAUAUCAUCGGGUCAGGCCUAUUCAUAACCCCAACGGCAAUAUUACAGUAUACCAACUCAGUAGGACUGUCAUUAUUGGUUUGGUUCCUCAGUGCUCUGAUAUCAAUGUUGGGAGCCUAUUGUUAUAUUGAGCUGGGCACCAGUAUACGACAUUCUGGUGCUGAUUUCGCUUAUUUGUGCUAUGUUGGAUGGUAAGUGACAUUUGUAGGAGUAGGGCAAGGGUAGGGCAAGGGUAAGGCAAGGGUAGGCAAGGGUAGGCAAGGGUAGGGUAGGGUAAGGUAGGGUAGGGUAGGGUAGGUUAGGGUAGGGUAGGGUAGGGUAGGGUAGGGUAGGGUAGGGUAGGGUAGGGUAGGGUAGGGUAGGGUAGGGUAGGGUAGGAUAGGGUAGGGUAGGGUUGGGUAGGGUAGGGUAGGGUAGGGUAGGGUAUUUCAAGUCUAAAAUCAUAAUUUUUAAGGUUCCCUAUCGCUUUUUCGUUUCUCUCAACGGGUUGUUUGAUGACAUUUCCGGCUGUGGUAGCCGUAGAAGCCUUAACAUUCAGUGAAUACCUAUUUGAAGGGCUGUAUAUUAACCUAGAAUCAGCCGUUUCGCAACAUAUGGCCAAAACCUUGGCCAGUUUCAGCUUGGUUUGUGAGUUUUAAAUUUUAAAUUUUUGAAAAUUUUAAAUUUUAAAAAUAAAUUUGGCGCAUUUUACAAAAAUAUUGCAAAAAUUUUCUUUACAAAACAAAAAAUGGCAAGAACUUUCUUUACAAAACAAAAAAUGGCAAGAACUUUCUUUACAAAACAAAAAAUGGCAAGAACUUUCUUUACAAACCAAAAAAUGGCAAGAACUUUCUUUACAAAACAAAAAAUGGCAAGAAAUUUGAUUACAAAACACAAAAUGGCAAGAACUUUCUUUACAAAACAAAAAAUGGCAAGAACUUUCUUUACAAAAUAAAAAAUGACAAGAACUUUCUUUACAAAACAAAAAAUGGCAAGAACUUUCUUUACAAAACAAAAAAAUGGCAAGAAAUUUCUUUACAAAACAAAAAAUGGCAAGAACUUUCUUUACAAAACAAAAAAUGGCAAGAACUUUCUUUACAAAACAAAAAAUGGCAAGAACUUUCUUUACAAAAUAAAAAAUGACAAGAACUUUCUUUACAAACCAAAAAAUGACAAGAACUUUCUUUACAAACCAUUUCAGGGCUGAUUUGUUUUCUCAACUUUUUUUCGCUGCGAACCUUUGUUUCGCGGUUUCAAAUCGCGGCGACGGCGGCCAAGAUCCUAGCCACAAUGACAAUCAUUUGUGUUGGCAUGUACAUGUUGGUAUUUAAAGGAGAAGUUGAGAAUUUAAAGGACCCAUUCGCAAAUUCAACUUAUGAACCGAGUAUGAUUGUCAACGCGUUCUUUCAAGGGCUAUUCUCGUACGACGGCUGGGACGUGCUGAAUUUUGGGGUAGAGGAGGUGGCUAAUCCUACUAGGUAAAGUUUUGUGGUUUCAUCGGGGUAUAACUUAUCUUACUACACCCUACUUUAUUUUGCCUCACCCUACCCUUCUUUAAAAUAUCUUGCCCUAUCCUGCCUUGCUUUACCCUAUCUUGCCUUACCCUCUCCUACCUUGCCUUGAUUUGUCUUGCUUUACCCUUGCCUUGCUCUGCCGUGCCUUGCCUUAACCUGCCAUACCCUAGCCAUUACUAUAACCAAAACUUUCAGGACCUUAUCACUAGCCAUCCCCAUUGGAAUAUUCAUCAUAGCCUUUGUUUACUGCGCUACCAACCUCUCCUACUUUGUUGUACUCAGCAUUCCAGAAGUACUCAAAACACCGGCCGUUGCUCAGGUAAUAUCAAAAUUGGCAUUUCAAAUUUCUGAAGCCAAAUAGCCUUAAAUUUAAAUUCAGAAACGUGACUGAGUAUUAGAAAUAAUAACAUGGGUAGGGGUGUCGCUAGGAGUAUAGUUCAGGGUAAAAACAAGCAUCGGAAAAGGUCAAGCUAAACUUUUAUAUGCAAGAGCAAAGGUAAAGACUUGUAGAGCCAGGUCUAGUGAUAUCACGUAACGAAUCUCAGCAAAACUUUUAGACUUUUGCCAACCGUACUAUGGGUUCAUUUCGCCAUGCCAUGCCAUUUUUAACAAGUAUAAUGUUGAUUGGUAGCUUAAACAGCACAAUUUUUACUUCUAGCAGGUAAGACACACAUUUCUUUUUAUUUUUAAAAAAUGUUUGGUCAUCCCCACCCCCCAAAUAUAAAAAAGUUUUUUUUACCCCGCCCAUCCGCCCACCCUCCUACCCAAAUAAUGAUAUACCUACCUACUCCACCUUGUUUUUGCCAUUUACUCUCUCCCUAUCCCAUCCACUCCCCCUAUAAGCUAAACAUAACUUUUCAAUAUUAAGGUACCUAUUCGCCGGAGCACGUCAAGGCCAAAUGCCAUCAUUCCUAAGCGUAGUAAACGAGAAACAUGACUCCCCACGUGCAGCCAUCUUCUACAGUGUCCUACUAGCCAUGUUAUUCGCGUUAGUAGGUGAAGUAGACAAACUCAUCAACUACCUAACCUUUGCCAUGUGGGUACAGCGAGCCUUGACUAUGUGCGCUCUACUCUAUAUACGUUACUAUAAUGUAAAAGUUCAUCCUGAUCGUAUACGAGUGCCUAUUAUACUGCCUAUCGUGUUCUUGAUCAUUUGUAUUACUUUGGUUAUUACCACGGUAACGGCGGAUAUUAAAACGGCCAGUAUUGGGCUGGUGUUUCUGAUCACUGGUUUUGUGUUUUACAUGGUAUUUUUGUGGGAUAAAGGACUGGCAAGAUACGACGGGUACAAAAAUAGCUGCGCCAGAGUUGAUGGUAAGCUAUCCUACCAUACCCUACUUUUUCCUACCUUAAACUACCCUACCCUCCCCACACUAUCCAACGCUACCUAACCUACUCUACCCUACCUUACCCAGUCUACCGUACCCUACAAGUCUAAAGCAAUGUCAUUGCCAUAUAUUCCCAUUUUCAGAAAAGCUAGCCAUUUACAACCAAAUCAUAUUCAAUGGUAUGGUAUCAGUAAACAAAAAAGAAUCCAUGUUUGAAAACAAAACGCAAUUAUUAACGGAUUCUCCCAGUGCUACGCCUAUUAUUCAUCAUUAG